UAGCUCCUCCUCCCUGCCACCGAUUCAGAAUGGCUACCGCCACCUCUCCCAACUACAAGCCUUCUUACCACAGGUUAAACAAGCCACCACAAGAAACCGAAGAAGUCGUCCCACGGCAAGAAGCAUUAUUCGAUGGCAUCUGGGAGGCAUUCAAGCCUUCCAAAGGGAGAAGGAAUGGGUUGCUGAGGCUUAACAGGGGACGGAGGUGCCGGCGGCCGAGGCUCCGGGUGGCCGGCCUGAGGAGGCUUCUGACGAAGAAGGCUGCGGCGGCGAGGGCUGCGGUGAGCGUGUCGCUGGACAAGGUGCUCAGGAGGCUCAAGGAGGGAAGGCCUCACCUUGGCGAACUCUUUGCAGGGAACUACAUGUUCAUGCAAGUGACCCCUUCGCCAACUCUGCACUAUCUGGAGAAGACGUUCUUGCCUGUAACUGCUGCCAAAAAUCACUACCACCGUAGUCCAGUACUGCCACCAACACCAAGCCUGAUCAGGUUCAACGUCCCGAAGCUCUUGCUGCAUAGUCACAAUUAAUUAAUCUUGCUAUUGAGUAGCAAGAUGAAUAUGGGUAUUGUAUAUAAGCACGGUUGGCUGUUAGCACUCGAUGUCUCUCGAUCGAUAUGUUGUUUUUAUAUUUCACUUGUUCCCUAUCUUUCUUUUCUAUCUUGCCUCUAAUCUUGACUAAUCUUUGCUAGAUUUGAGCAA
Messenger RNA from Zingiber officinale, 698 nucleotides. RefSeq lists its product as uncharacterized. The coding region runs from base 30 to 527 and encodes 165 amino acids. Lineage: Eukaryota; Viridiplantae; Streptophyta; Magnoliopsida; Zingiberales; Zingiberaceae. The record is from RefSeq and is a predicted model, not a curated record. The transcript has a single exon.